Molecule: messenger RNA, 1995 nt
Organism: Physcomitrium patens
Lineage: Eukaryota; Viridiplantae; Streptophyta; Bryopsida; Funariales; Funariaceae
Source: RefSeq, a predicted model, not a curated record
AUGGGAAAGGGCGCUUCGUUUGGCUGCUCGAUUCUGCGCCAUCGCUGCCACAAUCGCCGCUUCGGUGCACACGCACCGCUCUCAUAACUCGCCUUCUGCCCUCUAGAACGAUUUUUCUGCGCGAGUUCGUCUUGCAUAGAUAGCACAGUUUGAAGAGAAAGAGAGCACCAGCAGCGAGCGGGCAGAAGUUAUUUGUUCGAAAUUCUUUCUGCAUUCUGCCGGAGUUUGAGUGCCGACAGGCUUCGAGAUGCCAUGGUGGAGUAUCCUGGAGACGUAACUGUGAGAAGCUGCGAGUGGAUGGAGGUUUUCGGAGGGAGUUUUUGAGGUGUCGGAUGAAUUACGUGCUUUGGAGGCUUGCAUUCUUUUUUUUACGAGAAGAGCUAGAAAGGAGACGUGACUCUCUCUCAACGACCUGCACGGUAAAAGGUCGUGGAGAGGAUAAAUUAACAAUGGCAGAAGAGAAACCAAAGACUCAAUCAGUGAAAGUGAGGAAGGAAUCGGGAAAUUCUGGGGAGCCGGAUCUCUUGAAGUCCGCUUUAAAAAGGCCCUCUGCAGAGACUUCAGACAGGAAAGAGAAGGGUAUUCUCGAUCGAAAAGACAGUGGUAACAGAGACCAAGUGAGGAGCAACAUAGGAACAAAUCUAGUGAAGGUCGGGAAAGAAUUUUCAAAGGGCGGCGCCAGAGAUCAGGAGGGAAGAGUAGCUGGCAAAGAGGGAAAGGUCUCGGUGAAGCAGGAGGAUAGAGCGUCGGUGAAGAUUGAGGCGAAGUCACUGGUCAAGGUGUCGAGCAAGGAAAUAAAGGUGUUGAGCAAGAAGGAUGGAAAUGUAAAUGGCGAGGAACUGGGGAAGAGCGUCGGUAAAAAUGCGGGAAAGGUGAAUGGGAAGGAACAGAUCAUAAAGGAGUCGGUCAUGGGGAAUGGAAAAGUUUCUGGAGGGGUUAGGGAUCUCAUAAAGCCGAAAAAUGAAAUCAAGGACCGGGAAAGAGAGAGAGAAAAAAGGAAGGUCUCUGUUGUGGAAACACAAGUGAGGUCAGCGAGUAAUCCAAAAGUGACACCGAAAUCAACAAAUGCAGGGGCAUCAUCAAGUGUGAUAAAGAGGAAGGUUACAACGACGACUGUGACAACCACAAAGUCCCUGGUGGAGCAGAGAAAAGAGAAGAAAGUGUACGACUUGCCAGGACAGAAACAUGAGCCUCCAGAAGAGAGGGACGCUCUGAGGGUCUUUUAUUCCACUCUUCGGGAACAGAUUCCUGAAAGCGAGAUGGCUGAAAUCUGGUUGAUGGAGCAUGGGUUGCUUCUUCACGAUGAGGCUCAGAAGGCGUUCGAGCGCAAGCAGAAAAAAGGGCAGUCUUCAAAGCAUGGCACGAUAAGCAAGUUUUCCAUUCCUUCGCGAUUAUCUAAUGGAUCUCCGGGAGUAAAGAAAUCUAUUCCUGUUUCAAAUGGCAAGAGUAAAGAGGGAGGCUCUUCAUCGAAGGGCAAGAGAAAGAGGGAAUGCUUUGAAAGUGAUAGUGAUGACGACUUUCUCGCAAAAGUAGCGAUCAAGAAGAAGUCAAAAUCGUAGAGAACGAGUUGCUUUGCCCCUUGAACUUUUUUCAUUAUUUCUGAGGAUUGCUCUGAUCCAUUGUUUCCCUCCAGUGUACAAUUUUCGCUGUCCGGAGAGCAUGAAACUUGACAUAUUAUUCAAGAAAAUUUCGUAUCAGCGACAGUUUUUCGGAAUAGGAUUCAGCCCACAGAGGUGUCCUGUUAGAUCAGUAAUUGUAAUUCCAGAGCUUUGAACUCAUUGUCGUGCAACCAAGCACAGUGACCCACCCACUUUUCUGGGUAGGGCCAAGCUUGAGGAUUGCGAAGUGUACAUAGAUUUGCGAAUCACAUGCAGGAAUGUUGAUUUGAGUAUCACAAUGAUUUAAAUAGGCACCCUUGAGUCCUGUACCUUUGUACUCUCUUUUCUUUUUAAUUUGUAUAUUCCAGUACAAGAAACGUCAUCGUUGGUGAUCAAA